AUUAGUUUUGAAACGCGUGUUAAUCUUCGGCUCGUCAACAAAAAGUCAAUUUCUGGUAAAAAACUUGAAUGCCAGGUGAAAAAUCGUUUUAAAUCAAUUUAAUCAAAAUGGAUGAAAAUUUAACAAUAUUUGUGAAUCGACGAAAAAAACUCACAACAAGAGAAGAGUUAGAGAAAUGUUCCAAAGAGGAGUUGAUCAAUCGAAUUUUACAAUUGGAAACGCACAAUCAGCAGCUGAAAAAUGUAUUGAAAAAGGAAUUGAACUGCGGGGAUGACGAAUCAAAAAUUACCAAGCAAAAAAAGUUUGAUUUUUCAAAUCGUAACACACGUCAUGUUCUCUUGAAACUGUAUUACUUGGGAUGGGAUUAUCAGGGGUUUGCUACACAAGAAGAGUCAAUCAAAACAAUAGAACAUCAUUUAUUUGCGGCAUUGAAGCGAACAUGUUUAAUCGAAAGCCGAGAAACAUCAAAUUACCAUCGAUGCGGCCGAACUGACAAAGGUGUCAGUGCAUUUUCACAAGUAAUAUCAAUUGAUUUGAGAAGUAAAUACCCUGACGAAGACCAAAUGACCGAAGACUCAAUAAAGAAUGAGAUUCGUUAUUGUGACUCUUUAAAUCGCGUGCUUCCGCAAGAUAUUCGGGUCGUAGCGUGGCAACCAUUGUACAAUCGUGAAUUUAGCUCGCGUUUCGACUGUCGCGAACGUGUCUAUCGAUACUUCUUUCCGCGAAGUAAUUUGAACAUUGAAGCAAUGCGUAAAGCAUGUACGUAUUUAAUAGGCAUUCAUGACUUUCGAAAUUUGUGUAAAAUGGACGUUGCUAAUGGUGUGGUCACUUUUGAACGUGAGCUUAGAGACGUACGGGUCGUAGAAGCUUCACGAAAGACACACGAUAAUAGCAGUCCGUAUGAUAUGCAUUAUGUUGAAUUGAUCGGAAAAGCAUUUUUGUGGCAUCAAGUACGAGCGAUAAUGGCCAUUCUUUUACUCGUCGGACAAGAAGAUGAAAAGCCUGAAAUUGUCCAGGAGCUAUUGGACAUUGAACGAAAUCCAUGCACACCACAGUACAGUUUGGCUGCCGAUUUUGCACUCAAUUUAUUCGACGUUGAUAUGGAGGAAUAUUCAAAAUGUACGGUACCAACCGGUCCAUUAGUGACCGAGACUAAACAAUGGAUUUAUGACAGCCAUACAUUGGGCAAAGUCAUUGGCAUUUUACAGGGACAAUGGACACAACUUAGUGUUAAGAGCCAUAUGAUCAUAGAGAUGCUGAAUGUUCUGGAAGACAUUUACGAAAAUAAAUUGGGUGCAAAUCACAUCUAUAAGUAUUGCGAUGCACUCCAAGAAGGCGUUAGAUCGAAAAAGUAUAAGCCACUACUCACACGGAACAAAUGCAGUAGUUUAGAGAAUCGAAUACAGCAUUACUCGAAGAAACGAAGAAUCGAUUUGAUCAACACAGAUGAAGCGAACCAACGAAAACAAGACCUAUCUAAUCCAAAACAAACAAAUGAUGAAAAAAUGACAACCUAUUGACAAAUUCAGCAAAAAUAAAACACAAAAUAAACGAAACAUUCUCAAAA
This is a messenger RNA of Contarinia nasturtii (swede midge), 1567 nucleotides long. Its product is annotated as tRNA pseudouridine(38/39) synthase. The transcript has 6 exons. Lineage: Eukaryota; Metazoa; Arthropoda; Insecta; Diptera; Cecidomyiidae. The record is from RefSeq and is a predicted model, not a curated record. Gene Ontology annotation, biological process: tRNA pseudouridine synthesis; mRNA pseudouridine synthesis. Gene Ontology annotation, cellular component: nucleus; cytoplasm. Gene Ontology annotation, molecular function: RNA binding; pseudouridine synthase activity. Bases 108 to 1520 code for a protein of 470 amino acids.